Molecule: messenger RNA, 288 nt
Organism: Thlaspi arvense
Lineage: Eukaryota; Viridiplantae; Streptophyta; Magnoliopsida; Brassicales; Brassicaceae
Source: the annotation of a GenBank genome assembly
AUGGGAGGAGGCGGAGGAGGAGGAGCGACUGACGAGCUGACCGAAGAUGAGAAGAGAGCUCUCAGAGGAAGCAAAUUCGCUCCGCUUACUUCUCUUCCGUCCUCUUCUCGCUCUCAUGAGCCCAGAUUGGCUCAUCCAGGUGGACCCUUGAAGACGAACAAAGCGGCGGCUUUAGCCAAAUUUCUUGAAAGGAAGCUGCAAGACCCUAAUGGGUUGUCUUCCAUUGAUCCCGAUCUUCUCGAAUUGGCUGUCAAAAACGCCAAAGACACCGUUAUUUCCAGUGAGUAG